Messenger RNA from Penaeus indicus, 2969 nucleotides. RefSeq names its product RNA-binding protein 7-like. Lineage: Eukaryota; Metazoa; Arthropoda; Malacostraca; Decapoda; Penaeidae. Gene Ontology annotation, cellular component: nucleus. The record is from RefSeq and is a predicted model, not a curated record. Gene Ontology annotation, biological process: regulation of alternative mRNA splicing, via spliceosome. The transcript has 2 exons. Gene Ontology annotation, molecular function: single-stranded RNA binding. Bases 71 to 1168 code for a protein of 365 amino acids.
GCGUCGCCCAUCCAUCCAGGAAGGAGGAUUCUCGUAGCCUUUAAAUAAACCCCCUCCAACGCCCUCCAAAAUGUGCGACGAGGAAGACAGGACCGUGUGGGUGGGCAACCUGGAUUCUGAACAAGUGACAGAGGAUAUCCUGUUCGAAUUGUUUUUGCAGGCAGGACCAUUGCAGUAUGUCAGGAUAGCUAAGGACAGAGCAACUGGAAUGUACAAAAACUUUGCAUUUGUUAUAUAUCGUGAUCCAGUGUCUGUUCCCUAUGCAAUUGAGUUGAUGAAUGGAAUUCCUCUUUUCAAUCGUAACAUGAAAGUUCAGAAUAGGGGCUUGCAAGAGUUACAACAGCGAGGACUUGCACCUGGACCUGGUGGGAUACAUACUCUGGAUCCCAGCUUAUUAAAUAAUAGUCCUCAAGCUCCUCAGCAGAAUUACCCAUCAGUGCAAGCACAGAGUUGUGGCCAACAGCAGUCUCUCUUAGGCCCUGGCCCAGGUAUUCCAGCAGCGCUACAAGGUCGAGUUCCACAGCAUAUCAUGGCAUUAGCACAACAGCAGAUAGCUUUGUUGCAGGCACAGCAGCCUUGUCUUUUAUCAGACAGUCCUCUGCUCAAUGCUCCAGGCAUGCGCACAUCAGAUCGACUUGGCUCCGUGAAUUAUGGCAUGUAUGGUCAGGGACAUCGAGGCCGUAACAUGCAGGAUAACAUGCGAGGGAGUGGGUCAAGAACUAAUGACUCACCACACAGUCAGCAUUGGAACAGAGGACAUCAUUAUGACAAUAGGGACAGAAAUUCUAGAUCCUUAGAUGAUCGUCAUAACCGUCAUCAUGAGGACAGAAACAGAUAUGGAAGGUCCUUGGAUGAUCACCAGAGUUUCCGUCAUAAUCAGAGAAGUGGCGGACAGAAAUACAUUGAUAAUGAUGCAAUGAAGAUGCUGAAAGGGCAGCAGAAUAGAGAAGACAGUAUUUCUCAAAAUUCCAACAUGCUUGCUCAGUUACAGCAACAGCAAGGUCGUUUUGACUACAAUAGGUUAGGACCAAAGAAUGAUUCUUACAUGAGACCAAAUGGACACAGUCAUGACAGUCAUAGAUCAAGGGAUCAUUAUCACAGCCGGUCUCAUGGAAAUGACGACAGGUCUAGCGGUAGGUAUGAUCCAUAUAGAAGUUCCAGACGUUAAUGCCAUUGUGCCUACAAUAUUGUCAAAUGCCAGUUUGGUACUUUUUUUUUUAUGUUUUUGUUUCAGAAGAAUAACCUACUUAUGUACCUGUGUAUAUAAAUUGCUGGAGGUUAUUAGAUGAAUAUUUAUGGCAAAUUUAGUGUUCUCUGGCAUUUUUAUCGCAAGAUUUGAAUAUGAAUUUUUAUAUUUGGGUAAAGGUAACAGAACUAGAUUUGUUUUGUCAUCCAUGUGGUUUUAAUGGAUACAGUAUUUCCUUUGUGAAGUAUUUAAAUAAUGGAAACUGCAAUAUUUGUAUUAUGUCUCUUCUCUUUUCAUUUUUGUCUUCAACAUUAUUAUUUUUAGCUGGUGAAUUUUCCAUUUACUUAGUCUUAGAUUUAUUGCAUCGUUGUCUUCAGAUAAAGUGAGACUGUGAUUGUGAAUGUGUGUGAAUAUGUAUGUGGGUGUGAAUGCAUGUGUGUGCAAGUUUGUGUAAGUGCGUUUAAGGACUGAAUGUGUGUGCACAUCUACACACAAAUGUAGAUAUGCUGAUUUUCAUGAGUGCACACAUUUUCUUUCAUACUCUCCCUCACUUUUCCUUCUCUUACACCAACUUUUAGAGUUAAAUCCCAAAUCUAGUUGCAUCGGCAUCAAUAGGAAUAUGAAUAAAAAAGAAAAAAAAUAUUAAAAAGGGGGUUUUGAUGCUUGGUGUAUGUAGGAUGGGUGGUGAAGAAAAUAUGUGUAUUCUUAUCAUUGUAUAGGCAUAUAAUCCCAGUUUUAUUUUACACUUUCUCUCUCUCUCUCUCUCUCUCUCUCUCUCUCUCUCUCUCUCUCUCUCUCUCUCUCUCUCUCUCUCUCUCUCUCUCUCUCUCUCUCUCUCUCUCUCUCUCACUUUUAUUUUUUCUUUACACAUGAAAUAUUGCUCUGUAAAAGAAUUUGAGAUUUUCAGCUUGCAUAGUUUUGAUGUACAUUCUUUAUUGACGUGUUCAUUAUUUGUAGAAUCCAGUUUGUUACCACUUGUCUGUAAAGAAAUAUUAUGUAUUAACCUCAAAUUUAGAUUUGUAAUUUUGAAUAAGUACUAGAGUGAAUUAGUUGUGGUUUUGAUGGUAACCUUAUCAAGUGGAGAAAACCUGUGGAGUUUUGUAUAUUUGAAUACAUUAUAUGAAAUUUAGAUAUAUGUGAAAGUAAUCCUUGCAGUGCGAGUGAGAGAGUGAGUGAGUGAGUGACAGAAAGAGGGAAUGAAUGAGUGAGUGAGUGAGUGACAGAGAGAGAGAAUGAAUGAGUGAGUGAGUGAGUGACAGAGAGAGAGAAUGAAUGAGUGAGUGAGUGUAAAAACACAUUGCAUUCAACAUGGCAAUGCAUAUGUCUACACUGUUAAAAAUGAAACAAAACAAAACAACAGAGGAAAAACAAUGCCGACAUUACAGAUAUAAUAGAGAAAAUGUCUGCUUGUUCUGCAGCUUUACAUUACAACUUUAUUAUUAAUUAUUAUAGUUCUUUGUUUCUCGUCUUAAUGAUUCUUUUAGCAUUCCUUUCAUUUUGAGGAAAUACUGUGAAAACUGUGCUUGUGCAAUAAGUAGCAAAUUGAACACCUUGCUGGCAGAUCCUAAACAGUGAAGUGUAGGAAAGUAAAGAAUACAUUGAAUGAAAAUUUAAAACUUAAUAUUAUAUAUAUUUUUUCUUAUCCAGUUGUUUUUCUUAGAAAUGUGAAAGUACGUUUGACAGAUGGUUUGACUUGGAGGAUGUUUCAGCAAUAGUAAACUUCUUAUCCAUGUUUUAUUUGUUGUAAAUACAGUUUAAGGGACAUUAAACUAUGAACACAAUU